UGUGGCUCCCAGAUGGGGAAAUUUUUUAGUUACAACAAGGACUGGCACACACACAUACACACGCUGCUACAACUACACUAACACGAACAAGUUAAGAAGGACACGAGCUUAUUCACUAUGGUAAAGAGGAGACAGAUCAAGAAAGGCUCCUCCGGCGGCCAUCAAAUAGGUGAUGGCGACUACGAUCUGUGUGCCAUCUGCCAGGAUCGGAUCCGGGUUCCGGAGAAGCUUCAGUGCAGCCACGUCUUCUGCAGGUGUUGCCUGGCGAACUACAGAGAAGCCAGGGGCUGGGUGGCCGAGCGGUGUCCCAUUUGCAGGCGCAUCCUGGUCGUGGGAGCCACCUUCAACAAGGAAAGUGAUGACCAAAGGUGGCUGUUUGGCUUUGUGCUCCUGGUGCUGCUGAUACUCAGCCUGGGGCCCUUCUACCUGCUGCUGCUCUAUUGGUAGACCUCAAGCCGGAAUAUGUAUGUUUUUGCUAAGAUAGACGCAUGACAGAUACGUGCAAAGUUUUCAGUGGAUUUUAAUUAAGCCCACCGGAAGCCAUUAAAUGCCGAGUGGAAUUUGC
Drosophila bipectinata is the source of this 565-nucleotide messenger RNA. RefSeq lists its product as uncharacterized. The record is from RefSeq and is a predicted model, not a curated record. NCBI's taxonomy places the organism in Eukaryota, Metazoa, Arthropoda, Insecta, Diptera, Drosophilidae.